Messenger RNA from Penicillium roqueforti, 2550 nucleotides. Its product is annotated as transcriptional regulator family TF. The transcript is spliced from 4 exons. Bases 1 to 2550 code for a protein of 849 amino acids. Gene Ontology annotation, biological process: DNA-templated transcription; regulation of DNA-templated transcription. Gene Ontology annotation, molecular function: DNA-binding transcription factor activity, RNA polymerase II-specific; zinc ion binding; DNA binding. The record is from RefSeq and is a predicted model, not a curated record. Lineage: Eukaryota; Fungi; Ascomycota; Eurotiomycetes; Eurotiales; Aspergillaceae.
AUGAAAAACCACGGAAGGGCUGUCAACCCACCUGACAAUAAACUAGGGCCCGGAAAUAGCACGCAGAAUGAACUGCCUGAUGCUUCUAGCAUUGAAAAUUUCCCCUCUACCUUGGUCGCCAACACAGCUUCAACAUUUGUGACGGAAGGGGUAAAAGGGGGCGAUUCUGCCAAUGGCAAAGUUGCCAUCCCCCGUCAACGAUCAAACACCGCACCGCGAUACAAUCGCCGGGCACCUCGGGCUUGUGAGUCUUGCCGGAAGCGCAAAACAAAGUGUAGUGGCGAGAUCCCGGUGUGUCAGCAGUGCCAAGGGUUGGAGGGGACAUGUCUUUAUCCAUUAAAGUCGGUGGAGAAAAUGAAAAGACAAGUCAUCAAUCUGUCCGAAAAAGCGCAAGUUUACGAGAAUGUAUUAAAAGACCUGGGGAGUCUAGUAGAUACGCGCAUUGCCGCUCGGAUCACGGGCUUACUAGACAAGCAUGACUCAGACAUCCGCUCGUCUCGUUCUGCAACCUUACCCGAUGAGCUUAUAGAUGAACCAAGCUCGCCCUCGUCUAUUGGCUCACUUGGCGAUAUUGACCAAGUGGGAGAAGACUUGAACCGCAAUGAACAUUCAAGAGCAACUGGGUAUAUGGGCAAGACCUCCGAGAUAACAUGGCUGCAACGUCUCCAACGAGGAGCCCAACAUCAUUCGCACCAAUUGUUGUACCCCUCGGAGUAUGGCAGAAGCAAGCGGCAAGACGAUGACUUGGCCCUCUAUGCAGUAAACUACCACCUAGACGAAGAAGACAUAUCUGUUCCCGAACCGGUGGACACAUACGCUGUUCCGCCUCGCCAGCUAGCAGAUAAGCUCCUCGAUGAUUAUCUGAGGACUGUUCACCCCUUUUUCCCCAUUAUUCAUCGACCUCUCUUCACCGCACAAUAUCGGACUUUUUUCGACGGCAAUGCAAACCCCAGUGAUAAGUGGCUUGCUAUCCUAAAUAUGAUAUUUGCCAUUAGCGCGCAGCAUGCCCAUCUCAUCAGGGCUUCAUGGCGCGGAGAGGAAAGAGACCAUCUGAUCUAUCUAACCCGGUCCAGGGUCCUCAGUAUGAGUGGCGACGAUCUAUUUAGUCACCCUGAUCUCCAACAGGUUCAAGUGGAAGGCUUAGUUGCAUUUUAUCUCCUGUCUUCGGACCAGAUAAAUCGCGCCUGGAGAAUCUCGGCUUUAGCAGUCCGAUCAGCUGUCGCACUAGGCAUCAACAUGAAAAAUGAGAGUCCCCGAUUACCUGAUAUCGCCAAAGAAACCCGCUAUCGAGUCUGGUGGUGUCUCUACACAUUCGAGCAUCUUUUAGGUAUAAUGACUGGCCGGGCUACUUGUAUCCUAGGUGACAUCUACACCACUCCUCUGCCACUUCCUCUGGAAGAUGAUGAGCUGUCAGGGCCCGUGGCUGCGGAAGUUCUUAGUGACACGCAACUCAGAGAUAAGCGCAUCAACAACAUCAUGGCGAGCGCAUCAGUCCGACACAUACCUCUCAACCCAGCCAAGGGUGCGAAUACCACAAAUCUAGCUCGCGUCCGUGAUAACGUAUGGGUGAAAAGCCUGCCUUUUAGCUUCAGCCUCUGCCAUCUUUACUACUGCGACCUAACGAUUAUCGUCCAGGAGGUCAUUAACAGAGUGUAUUUCGUGGACAGUGUUAUGAAGACUUGGGCUCAUAUUCUGAACAACAUUAGGACCUUAAAGGUUCGGAUUGACAUGUGGUACCACAGUCUUCCAGAGAUAUUCAAAUCAUCGAAAAAGAAGGAUGAUGCCCCUGAUUUGCUUCGCUGCAAAUUAGCUUUAUAUCUCCACUUCUACAGUGCACGUAUCACGCUUGGGCGGCCAUGUCUCUGCCGGCGCGAUACGCGAAGGAAAAGUUCUGCGAAUAGAUCGACUUUCAGCAGCGAUAUAGCAGAGCUUACUCUACAGUCUGCAAAGCUUAUGCUUGACCUUAUCUCGGAUGAGCCAAAUGUCAUUGAGCUCUACGAGCUCUCCCCUUGGUGGUGUAUCCUGCAUUAUCUAAUGCAGGCAGCGACAGUCAUACUUCUGAAGAUAUCGUUCUGGGACGACAAAAUACCAGAGGAAGAGGCAAAUUGUGUGGACUAUGCCAAAAAGUCAAUAAGAUGGCUCUAUGCUAUGUCGGAGCACAGCAUCGCCUCGCAGCGCGCCUGGCAGCUUUGCGAUAUUAGUUUGCGGCGUCUAGCUACCGGUACGGGAAUCGCUGUCGACGACAUGCCGUCAGCGCCCUACUUUCAGCCCGCACCUACCUUUACGCUCGGCUCCCACCACUACUCUUCACGGGGGUUUCAGCCCGUCUCAGAUAGUCCGUGGGAUUCACUUUCAAAUGACCUUUCUCUGAACACAUCGCACCUUCCGAUGUAUGACGCCUACCAGGCUUGUCCCAAUAUGGCCACAACUGAUCCCACGGGGUUGAGCUCGGAUAGCUCUCACGUGUCUGACCAUUUGUACUUUCCCUAUGAUCCUAUCAGUGAGGAGUUUAUUCGCUCAUUCUUCCCGCAGUCGAGCGAGGACAGGUAA